This is a messenger RNA of Dromaius novaehollandiae (emu), 2450 nucleotides long. RefSeq names its product CD83 molecule (gene CD83). NCBI's taxonomy places the organism in Eukaryota, Metazoa, Chordata, Aves, Casuariiformes, Dromaiidae. The coding region runs from base 91 to 747 and encodes 218 amino acids. The record is from RefSeq and is a predicted model, not a curated record. The transcript has 5 exons.
CAGAAGCAGUAGCUGUUUCACUCUGCUCUCACAGCCCUUCCUGCAAAAAGGCACGCUGCUGUUGCUCCGCGAUUCAAAGCAGCAGAAGCCAUGUCUUCGAUAGCCUCCGCUCAGCUCUUCAUCCUGUGCAACGUCUGGUGCUUGAUCCGCGGGGCUUCUGUGGCUGCUCCAGAUGUUGCCGUGAGAUGCGCUGAAGAAGUGUUGCUGCCCUGUAAAGUUCGUCAGGACUCCACAGUCACCUACCAGACAGUGUCCUGGUACAAAAUGGCUGGACAUGGUGAAGGAAAAGCAUGGAAAGUCCUGGAUGUGGACUCUCACCACCCAGAAGAACUUGGUGGGUCCCUGGAGCUCUCCAAUGACACCCUCUUUUCACUGAAGAUCAAAAACGCUACCAGCCACAACAGUGGGACAUACAGGUGCAUUUUGCGGGAGCAAAACGGAGAACGCAAUCUAAGUGGCACAGUCACAUUGAAAGUAUCAGGUUGCCCUGGAAUACUAGAAGAUGAAAAAUUAAAAAAAUACAAAGCAGAGCUUUUCAUGCUGACUUGCCUUGGGAUUUUUUACUUACUGCUCAUCUUUUUUACUUGUACGUGUCUAAGAAAAGAUAGUAUGUCUCCCAAUUAUCAUAAAAACAGAAAAGAUGUGAAACACAUGCUCACCCUCAUCAGUGCACAUGAAAUGACAACUUUCCAGGAUUUAAACAGUGACAACAUGUACGAAAAUCGGCUUACUUCGAAUUCUGUCUAAGCUGAUGUUGUUGAUGGCUGUGGGCUCAUCAGUAAACAUGACAUGAGACGGAUAGCUGAGUGGUAUGGAGAGGAAAUAAAUGCUAAUAUAUUGCCUCUUCAGGACAGCCUGACAGUAUGGGCAAUCUGUCAAGUGAUCUGCUUGCGCUGGACAAGUCUUCAAAAAGCAUUGGUAUGCACUACAGUAACUCUCGGGUGUUCAGUGGCUAACGAAGACCGUUGCAGCUAUAUAACUGCAUUACAAUGCUAUUAUGAAGUUGGAAUCAACUUCAUUUCACUCCUCUUGUCCUGAACAAUACUGACUACUCCUGUGAUAUGAAGACCAGGUUAUAGGAGGGCCACAGCAGCGUAAAGCCAGGGCAUUAAGCUCUUCGCUGAACUAAUAGCUCUCAUCUUUCCGAAAAAAGAAAGAAAGAAAAAAAAAACCACACACAACAGUUGCUGCAGUAUUUUCAGAAAGCUAAGUGUGCAGGGCUCUCCCUGCUCUGCCCUCCGGGCUCUUGUUCUGGAUCAAGUGCCUUUACUGCAAAUGAGGUACAACUCAUAACACAAUGUUAGCUUAUCAUGAAGAGGUAAUUGCACAUUGUUGUCCUGGAUGAAUCAAAUCAACAUUUUUACAUCUCAGAGUGACAGACAGGCUGAGAUGUAAGAAGGGAGAAAAUAUUCUGGAAAUCUUUCUGAACUGAAUGGAACUUUUCAUCUCUUCAGCAAUGGAUUUCCACAACAGAUCCAUCAGCUAUUUCCAAAGGCAUCUCUAAGUAGGUCAAUCUAUAGGAAACUGCAACAAGAUUGUUAACCUGAAAUCAACAACAACAAAAAAAAGACUGAAGCAGCAUGUGAUAUUAAGGACAUGCGAAGAUGAAUUCUUUUGUGUUUUAUAACACAAAAGAUGUAUGCAAUGCCUAUGUUAGUGGAGUUACACUAGUGAUGACCAAGGUCAUGGCUUGGAAGAAAUCAGCCAUCCAUAUCUUUGGGAUAUAUUGAGACAGCCAUGAGAUACAGAAACAGAAGAUGGGGUGAAUGCCUAUCUGCUUCUGGUAUUGACAAUGCACAGUAUAUGUGAAAUGACGAUAAGAGAAAAAGCUAAACUUAAGCACAGUGCAAGGGAGAGAAGACUUACUUGUCCUCUUGGACCAAAGAGAGCAAGAGUCUGGAGUCUAAAAAUCAAGGCACCUCCCUUGCCAGGUUGCUGGUGCAGAAGUUGAAGCAAGAGGAGCCUAGAAGGAUUGUGGAUGUUUAUGCUGAGGAUGGAGCAGCAGCAUGAGAGUGGGCAAUCACCCAAGAACACAGCCGAUGACCUUUACAAAAGAAAGUGAAAUUAAAUCCUUCAAAAGCGAAACUGAGGCAUGGGAUUUUCAGUGCAGUCUGGAACUCCUGGCUGUGAGAAGGAGGCUCUGUCUAUAACCCUUUGACUAAUUUUGAAGUGCUGGUGGGAGGAAAGCACCAUGUGUUGGUCAGCAGUGCCCCUCUGAGUGGAGUGGAUGUCUACACUGCUAGACUUCCAAGGGGCUCCUGUCCAGAAGAAUGGUUACAUGUGAUAUGUAACUUAUUCAGGGCAUGGUAAAUUAAUGACACAUAUGCUUUUUUGUGAUCAGUUUUACAUAUAAAUCCAUGUAACAUACUUAAAAUAAAAUUUCAGAUGUAACCUACCACUAGUUUUCCUGUGUGCCACAUAAGGCAAAAUAAAAUCAGAAAUACUCUGUA